Molecule: messenger RNA, 1840 nt
Organism: Pseudovirgaria hyperparasitica
Lineage: Eukaryota; Fungi; Ascomycota; Dothideomycetes; Acrospermales; Acrospermaceae
Product: thiolase
Exons: 3
Coding region: 146-1399 (417 amino acids)
Biological process (GO): fatty acid beta-oxidation; phenylacetate catabolic process
Cellular component (GO): peroxisome
Molecular function (GO): acetyl-CoA C-acyltransferase activity
Source: RefSeq, a predicted model, not a curated record
ACCGAGGCACUUGCGGGGAAAGCUCAUACUUACCAGCAAUCUCAACCUCUCUCUACAUUCGACGCCGCUUCUGAUUCUUCACAAUACUCUAACUUGCCAGGCCUACACAUCGUCUUCAUUGCAUCCUUGACUCACUCUCCUCAACAUGGCCACCGAACGCCUGAGCUCCAUCAUCACCCACCUGAAUCCUCUCAAGAGCGGUCUCUCAGCUCUCACCACCAAGAAUCCCGAUGAUAUCGUUGUAACACUUGCUAUCCGUACUCCCCUCGCCAAGGGUGGUAAGGGUGGUUUCAAGGAUACCGUUCUCGAAGCUAUUGUCGUCAAGCUGAUGAAGGAAGUGAACAAGCGCUCUAACCUUGACCCGGCUCUCGUUGAAGAUAUCUGCCUUGGAAACGUCUCAGAUGCUAAAGCUGCAUAUUAUUGCCGUGCCGCUUCCCUCGCCGCCGGGUUCCCUGUCACUACCUCCGCCUCCUCAUGCAAUCGCUUCUGCUCCUCCGGCCUGAAGGCCAUUCAGGACAUCGCCAACCAGAUCAGCAACGGCAGCAUUGACAUUGGUCUUGCGAUCGGUGCGGAGUCCAUGACCACAGGUGGUGAUCGUCUCGAGCGACCCUUUGACCCAGAGGUCCUCACCACGCAAGAUGCAAAAGACUGCAUGCUGCCCAUGGGAGCUACCUCUGAGAACGUCGGCCGCGACUUCAACAUCUCCCGUGAGAUGCAAGAUCGUUACGCAACUGAGUCCUACCGUAAAGCCGAAGUUGCCCAAAAGGCCGGCUGGUUCGACGAUGAGAUCGCCCCGAUCCAAACACAGAUCAAGGACCCCAAGACCGGUGAGAUGCACACUGUGACUCUCACCAAGGAUGAAGGUCCCCGUUAUGGCACCACUUACGAGGGUCUCUCAAAGAUUCGUCCCGCUUUCAAGGAAUACGGUGACAAGUCUACAGGAGGUAACAGCUCACAAGUUACUGACGGCGCCGCCGCCGUGCUGCUCAUGAAGCGCUCGCGUGCCCAAGAGCUCGGCCAACCAAUCUUGGCCAAAUUUUGUGGUGCCACCGUUGCCGGUCUGCCACCACGCAUCAUGGGUAUCGGCCCAUCUGUCGCCAUUCCUAAACUACUUAAGAAAUUUAACGUAACCCUCGACGAUAUCGAUAUUGUUGAGAUCAAUGAGGCAUUCGCAAGUAUGGCGGUAUACUGCCAACAAACGCUCAAUAUCCCAGCAGAGAAGUUAAACCCCCGUGGGGGUGCAAUUGCGCUUGGCCACCCGCUCGGCUGUACAGGAGCUCGUCAGGUUGUUACUGGAUUGAGCGAGGCCAGGCGGACAAAAAAGAAGGUGCUCUUGACGAGCAUGUGUAUUGGUACGGGACAGGGCAUGGCUGGCUUGUUCGUCAACGAGCAGUUGUAGACAUUCGAAUGACGCCUAUGAAAAUACAUGAUUUGGCAUGCACACGUUUUCUAGAUUUUGUACAUAGAAUACUACACUUUUCUGACAAAGCGUAGCUUGCGGAUAUCGUGGUUGUGAUGGGUUAAUCAAGGGUCGCCAAAUUGGUGGGAAGGCUCUAGGUCGGCGAGACAAGUGAACCAUGGUAUAGCAAGGUAGAGCGAACAGUUCAUUCCACAGAUUUUGUAUACCAUUCCUCGUUACGUCAUACACCCUGUUAUCUAUAUAUGACAGCUUGUUCCAUAGAGGUCAGAUGGCUUGAUAGUGAAGGGUUGCAUGCACAAUAUGAGUUCCCGGGGACUUGGGUGGCAGAACAGUAUGGUUUCUUUUAAAUGGCAUGUCCUUCGGGAAUUAUUCCGGUGUGUUAAGAGUAUAGAUAUAUUGACUAUUUGAGGAACAGAGAAU